Molecule: messenger RNA, 5929 nt
Organism: Cherax quadricarinatus
Lineage: Eukaryota; Metazoa; Arthropoda; Malacostraca; Decapoda; Parastacidae
Product: regulator of G-protein signaling 7
Biological process (GO): regulation of G protein-coupled receptor signaling pathway; G protein-coupled receptor signaling pathway; intracellular signal transduction
Cellular component (GO): cytoplasm; neuron projection
Molecular function (GO): GTPase activator activity
Source: RefSeq, a predicted model, not a curated record
GUGUUCGUACCACAGUGUUCUUACAACAGUGUUCGUACCACAGUGUUCUUACAACAGUGUUCUUACAACAGUGUUCGUACCACAGUGUUCUUACCACAGUGUUCUUACAACAGUGUUCUUACAACAGUGUUCGUACCACAGUGUUCUUACAACAGUGUUCGUACCACAGUGUUCUUACAACAGUGUUCUUACAACAGCGUUCUUACCACAGUGUUCUUACAACAGUGUUCUUACAACAGUGUUCUUACAACAGUGUUCUUACCACAGUGUUCUUACAACUGUUCUUACAACAGUGUUCUUACAAGUGUUCUUACAACAGUGUUCUUACAACAGUGUUCUUACAACUGAAGAUAUAUACGUCUGAUAAACUAUAACGUAUAAAGUUGAUACGUUUUUUCACUCAGUAUGGAGUAAAUUAUUGGAGUGAUCUUAAAAUCAGCCCUUAAAUAAGGGCACUCCACUUUAGUGGCGUCAGAGAGUUGUUGUAGUGAUCUGAACCCUACGUCAGGAUUGAUGUUACUAUGGCCGAGUGAGGCAUGGUAAGCAUGUCGACAGAGCGCGUGGGUGUGCGGAAGAAAGCAGAGAAUAAUAAUGGACAGGCAAAUACAGGAGCUGCGGGGCCAGUGGAGGAAACUCCGAACCACAUCGUCUACAGACGGAUGGAGAGGAUCGUGGAACAGAUGCAACAAGAAGACACAGGUGUUCCCGUCAAGACGGUCAAGAGCUUUAUCACUAAGAUUCCUAGCGUCUUCACAGGUGUUGAUCUCAUCGCCUGGAUGAUGAGGAACCUUGACGUAGAUGAUCAAGUGGAGGCGUUACAUCUGGCUCACUUGGUGUCGGCUCAUGGCUAUUUCUUUCCCAUUGACGACCACGUCCUCACCGUCAAGAACGACUCCACCUUCUACAGAUUCCAGACACCAUAUUUCUGGCCUUCGAACUGCUGGGAGCCUGAAAAUUCUGACUAUGCUGUGUACCUGUGCAAAAGAACCAUGCAGAACAAAGCCAGGCUUGAACUGGCGGAUUACGAGGCUGAAAACCUGGCCAGAUUACAGAAAAUGUUUAGUAGGAAGUGGGAAUUUAUAUUUAUGCAGGCGGAAGCACAGAGUAAAGUGGACAAAAAGCGGGACAAGCUGGAACGUAAAGUUCUUGACUCACAAGAACGUGCGUUUUGGGACGUUCACAGACCCAUGCCUGGCUGUGUGAAUACAACGGAAAUCGACAUCAAGAAAGCCUGCCGCAUGAAUAAACCCAUCAAAUCCAUUAAACAUCUGGCCCUGGGUGUGGCUGGAGGGAGAAUAUCACCCUCAGUAUCUGAAGCUGAUCUUACAAGUCCUGUUGAAUCACUGAAACAUGACAUAGACGUCCUGAAGACAAGAGUCGACCGCUGUAACUUCAAGGUCUCAAAAGCAGCCGAGUCAUUCAUCAGUUACUGGGAACAAUAUCAGGAAUACGACCCUUUUAUCACUCCAACAGAUCCUAUAAACCCGUGGGUGUCCGACACUCCUGAUUUCUGGGAGGCAGAGAAAGUGGCGAAAGAAAUUCCCAGUAAGAGAGUGAGGAGGUGGGCCUUCAGUGUCCAAGAACUCCUCAAAGAUCCUCUGGGGCGAGAACAGUUUGUCAAAUUCCUCGAGAAAGAGUUUAGCGGAGAAAACCUAAUGUUUCUAACAGCAGUUCAGGAGCUGAAGUGCCUACCACAGAAAGAUGUUCAUGAUAAGGUACAAGCUAUCUGGGAUGAGUACCUAGCUCCUAAUGCUCCUGUCCCGGUUAACAUCGACUCUAAAUCAAUGAAUAUUACCAAGAAAAACAUGCAAAAUAGCGAUCGCUGGACCUUUGACGCAGCAGCGGCCCAUUUGUAUCAUCUAAUGAAGUCUGACAGUUAUUCACGGUAUCUGCGCUCUGAAAUGUACAAAGAAUUUCUCAGUGGUAGCAGAAAGAAGACUUCAGUGAGGGGGAUCAGAUCUAUAGUACACUUCAGCAAAGGAAAGGAUGCACCCCAACCCUCCUAGUAGAAAGUGGAGCAGUAAUCUGCAUGCUACCUAACAACCCCCAACCUGACUGGGAAGUCAUUUAUGAUACCCAAACUGUCAACACUCAACAUAGGAAGCAACAGUUAGCUAUAUCUCAAGUCCACUUCAAGUCUUCGGUGAGAGUGAGUGGCCAUCCAGGUGGACAUUCAUCACAGUAUGACGUCCAUACCCAGUUUUGUGAUGGUGGACAUCCGUCACUACCACAAGUCCAUAUACAGCAAGUCUCUAGAGGAAGUGGAAAUCAAUCACUGCGUCCAGUCACUUCUCCAGUGACGACUCAAUCACUGUUUCAAGUCCAUAGCAAAUCUUCAGUGAGAUUGAGCGUUCAUCACUGCUGUAUAUGUAGCUUUCUUUGAGAAUUGACUUCUACCGCUAUCACGAUUCCUUACCAAGUCUUCAGUGGAAAUGGUUAAUUUGUCAGCUACACAAUCUUAGAAUAGUCGGAUGAUCAUAGGACAGUUUGUGGUGAUUCUUAUUUUUUAAAUAAGGUUGAAAUCCUACUUCCAGUACACGUUUGCUUCACCACAGAUUAGGUCCUCAUGUAAUGAAGACUCCUGUCAGGAGACAUUUUCUGGUUUCCUGACAAACAAAACACCACCACCACAUUUUUGCCAUGGUGGCCCAUAAAACUGGUGUCACACUAUUGUUGAAUACUUAUGAGCAGUCUCCAUUAAGAGAAUUUUCAUCAUGUUAUUUGUAAGUUGCUGUCAAAUCAUAUGUGAAAAUGAGUUGUCAUCACUUUGAAAAAAAGUUCACACUGUGUUUUUUGAGUGAGUAGUUAUCACUGUUAUGAAUUUGCAUUUGUAUAGUGUGGGUGACUGUCAGUGAGUGAAGCCUUCAUCAUAGCUACUGUGAAUCAGUUGAUACCUGGAGUUUACCUGGAGAGAGUUCCGGGGGUCAACGCCCCCCACGGCCCGGUCUGUGACCAGGCCGCCUGGUGGAUCAGAGCCUGAUCAACCAGGCUGUUACUGCUGGCUGCACGCAAACCAACGUAUUGUUGAUAAAUUUUGAGACAAGGGCAGUAAUUGCAGGUCAAGAUUCAGGUUCUAGUGAAGCAUAUUUUGCUUUAUCAAAUCGUUCAGCAAAAUACUGUCGCGACAAUAUCUUGUUUUGCACGUUAUGUCUGUCUCCACGUGUAAUUCGUAAUAAGAAUUAUAUAUUCACAUUCAGUCUGCUUAAAAAAAUAAUACCUUGUGUUUCACUAUCAAGGCAUAAGACCUGGAAAAUGUGACCUGCUUAAGCUGCCUUCAUUGGACUUGAAAGGUCAGGUAAGCUUUGUCAGGAAACAACCAUGUACUUGAAAGCUUAAAACCAUUCAUAAAUCACCCCACUGAAAAUUCGGUCAUUACCCUGCCCUUAGAGAACAAAAAUGUAACUACAAAUUUUUAGAUAAUUUAAGUAGCUACUGUUAGUUUGCAUUAUGUAAAUUUUAGCAAGGUUAGGUUAGAUUGCUGUGAUAGUUCUGGUGAAAGAUAAGUAAUUGGCUUAUUAAAAAUUUGAGUAAUAGUUUAAAAAAUACUAGUGAAUUCAAUAUUUCUGGGAUUGUUGAUUAAAUAUUUAUAUGGAGGCCGAAAAAAAAUUUAGUAGUUCAUAUAUGCUAACAAUUAAACAAACAGCCUAGAAAUUAAUAAUUCACCUUUCUAAAUAUAAUAAAAUAAACGUAUUCAAAUAUUUGUAACGUGUCAAAAAAAAUUACUUCAUAAAAUUGUAGUAAUUUUAGUUAUAUUGUUGAAAUCAAACAUGAUUGUUUAAGAGCGUUGGGAUAACUAUAAUAAUAUUAUCAACAUCAAGGGUGUGAAUUUAUAUGUAAAACUGAAUGUGAUAUGAUAAAAAAAUAUAUAUAUUUUUUAUUGUUUACAAAUUUUCAAAGCCACCAGAAAACAUUUAUGGCCACACUUGGAUAAUUUAUAUUGACAAAUAUUAAAAUAACUUAUUUUCCAAACGACGUAUAUAUAAAACGUGACUUUUUUGCAGUUGGUGAUUAUAAAAUAUAUAAUUUGUGGAUGUGAACUAUAGGCUCCUGGACAUUUGGCCGAUGGACAUUUCACCAAAGGACAUUUGACUGAACGGACAUAUAGCCGAACUGACAUUCAUCUUAACCUAACCAAACCUAAUUAUCCAUUCGGUCUAUUGCUCGUUCGGCCAAAUAACUGUCGGUGCAAUGUCUAUUGGACCAAUUGUCCUUCGGCCAAAUGUCUGUCGACCAAGUGUCCAUUGGUCAUCUGUCCAGCCACAGAACUAUGGCUGAGUGCACAAUCAAACCCUCAAAAAAAAAAAGUCCAUAGAAAUAAUAGGUGCUACUGCAUUGCAUUUACUUAUAUGCAUAUCACUUUUUUGACCACAACUGAUAAUAUGUGGAUUACCAAGUAAGCGGAUUAAAUCUGAAUAAUGUGGAUAUGAGUGAAGGUUGAACAGAUAGUGAAUAAUGAUGACAGAAACUACCAUUUCACUCUUCUAGGUUAAAAUAUUGGGAAAUAAGAAAAAAAAUAUUCAUAAUUCUGUUGACUAGUGUUAUAAAUGGGAGAACAAUUUACAUAAUCAAGCAAAUGCGAGACUUAUUAUGUGUGCAGUAAAUAUAUUGAAAAUUAAGUUUAUUACAUACAUGAUAUUGACUUUCUUAUAAAUAAGUUGAUCUCUGGUUGUUGAUUCAAUAUCAAACAACCUUAUUAUUGUAAUCGGAAACUCAGGCUAUCUCUGUCUAGUUUAAUUGAUAUAGAAAGUGGUUGGUCUCAUAUAGAGACCAUUCUAAGUGGAUGGUCUUCUAUACAGAUUAUUCUAAGUGGAUGGUCUCAUAUAGAGACCAUUCUAAGUGGAUGAUCUCUCAUAGAGACCAUUCUAAGUGGAUGAUCUCUCAUAGAGACCAUUCUAAGUGGAUGAUCUCUCAUAGAGACCAUGCUAAGCGGAUGGUCUCUCAUAGAGACCAUUCUAAAUGAAUGAUCUGUUAAAGAGCCCAUUCUAAGUGAAUGGUCAUAGAGACCAUUAUAAGUGGGUGGUCUCUAUAGAGACCAUUCUAAGUGGAUGGUCUUUCACAGAGACCAGUCUAAGUGGAUGGUCUCUUAUAGAGACCAUUCCAAGUGGAUGGUCUUUCAGAGACCAAUCUAAGUGGAUGAUCUCUCUUAGAAACCAUUCCAAGUGGAUGAUCUUUCAUAGAGACCAAUUUAAGAGGAUGGUCUCUUAUAGAGACCAUUCUAAGUCUCUUUGCCAGUCACAAUAAUUUUUUUUUAUUUUCUUUGAGCGGACCAAUUUUAUUAUAGUUAUAAUAUGUCAGCUGCAAGGAAGACUAUAGCAGGAUUUCAGAGUCAUGAAAACGCAAUGUGUGUCUGGCUUUUUUAACCCGUAAACGGUCCAAACGUAUAUACAGUGGACCCCCGCAUAACGAUUACCUCCGAAUGCGACCAAUUAUGUAAGUGUAUUUAUGUAAGUGUGUUUGUAUGUGUAUGUUUGGGGGUCUGAAAUGGACUAAUCUACUUCACAAUAUUCCUUAUGGGAAUAAAUUCGGUCAGUACUGGCACUUGAACAUACUUAUGGAGUGAAAAAAUAUCGUUAACCGGAGGUCCACUGUAUACGUUUUUUCAACAUUUGAAAGUAUGUAUAAAAAAGUAGAUCUUCUUUUUGUUUUUCUACAUUUGAAAAUGUGUAAAAAAACUUUGAUCUACUUUUGUAGCGCUACACAUGUGAACGUAGAUCUGCUUGGACCGUUUACGGGUUAAUUAUGUGAUUUAUGUUCCAGGGACCUCUAGUGUUUAUUUUCCCGGGUUAUUUGAUAAUCCUGGCUGCUCAGUACUCUUAUAUAUAUUCUUUCUUGCAGCUCUGGUGGUGUUCAGUGAUUUGCAAAUAUUUCUGAACUCAGUAGAAAAUUAAAUCAUUCCAUUGAGUCACUGAACAUCUGUUAACAUGGAUUU